Messenger RNA from Eutrema salsugineum, 1161 nucleotides. RefSeq lists its product as uncharacterized. The transcript has 4 exons. The record is from RefSeq and is a predicted model, not a curated record. Gene Ontology annotation, molecular function: chromatin binding. The coding region runs from base 1 to 1161 and encodes 386 amino acids. Lineage: Eukaryota; Viridiplantae; Streptophyta; Magnoliopsida; Brassicales; Brassicaceae.
AUGUUGAACGAAGUAUUUGAUCAAGUGUUGAGUAACAAAGAUGAAGUCAAUGUUCCAUUGUCGAGAUCAAAGGUUUUGAAACCGAGCACCGAAGAAGCAGAGAAAAAGCAGAGGAAGCGGAAGAAUGACAGUAUUGACGAAAUGCCAGUGAAGAAGAAAAAGGAAUUAGAGUGGAGACCAGAAGAUUGCGCAAAACCAGUUGGCAAAUUGAUUAACUCUACUGGUGUGGGAAGAAAUAAGAAAUGCCAUUACGAGAAAUUCGAGUUUCGAGACCAACAAUAUGGACUGGAGGAUUCAGUGCUAUUGAUUCCAGAGGACGUAAGCCGAAAGCCCUAUGUUGCGAUCAUAAAGGAUAUUUAUGUACAAGGCAAAGAAGGACACGUGAAGCUUGAAGUGCAGUGGUUUUAUCGUCCAGAAGAUGUAGAAAAAAAAUAUGUUAAGUGGGAAUCCAACGAUGCAAGGGACUUAUUCUAUAGUUUCCAUCGCGAUGAAGUGUAUGCUGAAUCUGUGAAGCACAGUUGCAUUGUGUAUUUCGUGCCAGAGAAUAUGCAAAUUCCAGACAGUAAAAAGCACCCAGGUUUUAUUGUUCAAAAUGUUUAUAAUACUAUUAAGAAGAAGCUGUGGAAGUUCACUCAUGAUGGUUUCAACAAGCAGCAAAAACAUGAGAUUAAUCUUCUUGUGGCAAAGACGAUCUCGCGAGUUGGUGAUCUUCCUGACAUUGAGAAGGAGCAAAAACAUGAGAUUAAUCUUCUUGUAGCAAAGACGAUCUCGCGAGUUGGUGAUCUUCCUGACGUUGAGAAGGAGCAAAAGACUUUGAAGACGUCAAGACGUUAUAAGUCAAUCUUGGAGAAGUUUGAUAUGUUAACCGGUGAUUUGGAUCGUGACAAGAAACUGGAAGAGCUUCUGGAAGCAGUUAAGCACAAGUGUCGUUUAACUGAGAAGAAGCAAGCUACUGAUUAUGAUUCUUUCUGGCCAGAUGAUGUUGUUCCCGUGGUGCGUGCUCUCGAGCAGGUUUUUUAUGAUUCUAUGUCGAAAGAUAUACCAGAGUAUAAUCGCAAGUUGGAGGUGCUAGUUGAUAAACUCAAGGUUAGUUUAACUCAUUUGUCUCCUUCUCUCUUUUGUGUGUGUGUGCAUGUGCUGCUUGGAAGCCCUAAAAUUUGA